Molecule: messenger RNA, 477 nt
Organism: Adineta ricciae
Lineage: Eukaryota; Metazoa; Rotifera; Eurotatoria; Adinetida; Adinetidae
Source: the annotation of a GenBank genome assembly
AUGCCGAAAAAUCCAGUAACUAUACAACCAAACGAUCCGAAUCUUUUUCUAAAUACGUUUUCUACGCUCAAUGGUGAAAAUGUCAUUCGAUCGUAUCAAUGUAGUGAAGGAUGUUCACCAAUUUGUGGGCCAAAAUCAUCUAUUGUGUUCACUGAUAAACGAAUAAUCGCCAGACAUCAAGAACCCGAUGGUUGUGGUUGCUGUUCGAACAUUUCUCAUGUCGAUACCGCUAUCUUCAUGCGUGAUAUCGAAGUGAUGAAAGAAACAGAUCAGUCAACGGGUACACGUUUGGCUGUAAUGAUUAUGGUAUUGACUUGUACAUGGCCGAUACUCCUCUGUAAAGUAUGUUGUGGGGAUCAUCCGAAGGUCUUGGAAAUCAAAGGUGCAUUCGGCUCGGAGUUUCUUAAAUUCAAACGGGAGGAAUUCAAACACGCAGCCGAUGAAUUAUCGUCCAUAGUUCUGCCAAUGAAGAACUGA